This is a messenger RNA of Globicephala melas (long-finned pilot whale), 14351 nucleotides long. The record is from RefSeq and is a predicted model, not a curated record. NCBI's taxonomy places the organism in Eukaryota, Metazoa, Chordata, Mammalia, Artiodactyla, Delphinidae.
AUGGGGGGUGGGAGCAGGCUCUCAGUCCUGCUGGAAUCUAGGCCUGGGGAGGGCAGCUUGCUGGAGGUCAGCUGUGGAAACACAGGAAGCUGGACUCAUGUCCUCAUGUCCCUGCUGCGGUUCCUGGAAUUAGAUAUGCCCACUGCGUCCACCUCACGCUGCCUUGGUCACAAGAACCGGGGCCAGGCUGAGUUGGGUCUCGGGGCCGGGAGACAGCCUGAGUGGGAGGUGGAUGGACGUGGCAACGAGGUCCGGGCAGGGAAGUCACUGCCACCCCCAUGGGACGCCCUCCUUGGGAGCAGGAAGUUCCCGGCCCUCUGGCUCUGGGAGCUGCUGCCCCAGAGACCGGCUGGCCCUGUAGCCGCAGGUGGCACCCUGAUCAGCGCCACUGCCCCCGGGGGGGAUCGGGUGUCGGAGGGAGCCCCCUCUUCCUCUCUGGCUGGGAUGGACGCCAACACACAAGCCCACCCCAUCCAGGGACACUUGGACUCCCACCCAGGCCCGAACCACUGGGGAGGGCUGCUUGGUCUGAGGCCAGAGCCGGGCGCCAGCGGCCGGCCUGGUCCUGGGCACAUGCAGGUCACAGCUCUGACCUAUUUGACCUGGGCCCUGGGCAGCGGAUUGGCGAUUCACAGCCAACCCCGUGGGGACACGUGCGGCCUGGGCCAUCACACAGGCGUCUCCGUGAGCGUGGCCCAGACAGCCUCGUGGCCCGGUCUUCAGAGGAAGUCAGCAAACACUGCAGAAUCUGCAUGGACGUCAAAGGUCCUCAGAUAUCCGGAUCAACUGACAAAGAGUGAGGGCGCUGCCGCCGGCGCGGGAAGUACCGCGGCGAUCUCGGGGCCAGGGCUGCGCCAGGAGCUGUGCCACGUGACAGCCCGGGACCCAGGGCGAGCCGCGUUCAGGGACCGGGCCAUGCGCGGAGCCACGCACAGCGGGAGCCUGGCGACGCCCACCGCCGUGCCGGCCCUCAGGAUGGGUGCCCAGAGCAGGUGCCGGGCCCUGGCCUGGGCCCUGGUGGUCCUGCCCUUGGUGCAGAAAGCAGACGGGAAAGUCGCACAGGGAGUGGAGGCUGGCAUGGUAGCUGUGGAGCCGAGCCCCAGCGCCACUGGGGACAUGGGGACCCCUGGGGCUGCCCCUCCCACUCCCGAAGAGGCGCCGGCUUCGGCCGAGCAUGGAGACCCCCACAGACAGACCCAGGGCAGCGCGGAGCAGAGCUGGGCGAGUCAGGAGGCUACCAUGAACGUGAGGAGGACGGCAGUCCGGGGAAGGGGCGUCCUGGCUGGUCCCUGCCCGGCCACGUUCGGGUGUGACACGGCUCACUCUGCAGCCCGGCGUGUGACCUUCAUCCCGCCCAUCACUGGCUUCCCCACCAUGAGCUCCCUGAACACGGCGCAUGGCGGGCGGGUGUGCAGCACGUGGGGCGACUUCCACUACAAGACCUUCGACGGCGACGUCUUCCGCUUCCCUGGGCUGUGCAACUACGUCUUCUCCGCGCACUGCGGUGCCGCCUACGAGGACUUCAACCUCCAGCUCCGCCGCGGCCUGGUGGGCUCCAGGCCCACGGUCACCCACAUCACCCUCAAGACGCAGGGGCUGGUACUGGAGGUCUCCAACGGGUCCAUCCUGGUCAACGGGAGGCGGGAGGAGCUGCCCUACAGCCGCGCCGGCCUCCUGGUGGAGGAGAGCAGUGCCUACGUCAAGGUCAACAUCCGGCUGAUGCUAACCUUCACGUGGAACGGAGAGGACAGCGCCCUGCUGGAGCUGGACCCCAGGUAUGCCAACCAGACCUGCGGCCUGUGCGGGGAUUUCAAUGGGCUCCCGGCCAUCAACGAGUUCUAUGCCCACAAUGCCAGGCUGACCCCUCUACAGUUUGGGAACCUGCAGAAGCUGGAUGGGCCCACGGAGCAGUGCCAGGACCCCCUGCCCUCCCCAGCUGACAACUGCACAGAUGAGGAGGGCAUCUGUCGCCACACCCUGCUGGGCCCAGCCUUUGCUCAGUGCCACAGGCUGGUGGAUGCCGAGGUGUACGUGGCCACCUGCACCCAGGACCUGUGCCGCUGCCCCACCUGCCCAUGUGCCACCUUCGCGGAGUACUCUCGCCAGUGUGCCCACGCCGGGGGACAGCCGCAGAGCUGGAGGGGCCCUGACCUCUGCCCCCAGACGUGCCCCCUGAACAUGCAAUACCAGGAGUGCGGCUCACCCUGCGCGGACACCUGCUCCAACCCUGAGCGCUCCCAGCUCUGCGAGGACCACUGCGUCGACGGCUGCUUCUGCCCCCAAGGCACGGUGAUGGACGACGUCACCCACUCGGGCUGCCUGCCCCUGCGGCAGUGCCCCUGCAUGCACGGCGGCCGCCCCUACGCCCCGGGGGCCUCCUUCGCCACCAGCUGCAGCUCCUGCACCUGCUCCGGGGGACUAUGGCAGUGCCAGGACCUCCCGUGCCCGGGCAUCUGCUCCGUCCAGGGCGGGUCCCACAUCUCCACCUAUGAUGAGAAACUCUACGACGUGCACGGGGACUGCAACUAUGUCCUAACCAAGAUAUGUGCAGGCAACGCCCUCACCGUGCUGGCCGAGCUGCGGAAAUGCGGCCUGACGGACAACGAGAACUGCCUCAGAACGGUGAUGCUGUGGUUGGACGGAGGCGACACGACCAUCCAGGUCCAGGCCAACGGCGGGGUGUUCGUGAACUCCAUCUACACGCAGCUGCCCGCGGCAGUGGCCAACGUCACCGUCUUCAGGCCGUCAUCCUUCUUCAUCCUGGUGCAGACGGGCCUCGGGCUGCAGCUGCAGGUGCAGCUGGUGCCCCUCAUGCAGGUGUUCCUCAGGCUGGACCCCUCCUACCAGGGCCAGAUGUGCGGCCUGUGCGGGAACUUCAACCAGAACCAGGCCGACGACUUCCGGACCAUCAGCGGUGUGGUGGAGGGCACGGCCGCCGCCUUCGCCAACAGCUGGAAGACCCAGGCCGCCUGCCCCAACGUCAAGAACAGCUUGGAGGACCCCUGCUCCCUCAGCGUGGAGAACGAGAACUACGCCCGGCGCUGGUGCUCUGUGCUGACCGACCCUGCUGGGGCCUUCUCAUCCUGCCACUCUGUCAUCAGCCCUGGGCCCUUCCACUCGAACUGCAUGUUUGAUACCUGCAACUGUGAGAAGAGUGAGGACUGCAUGUGCGCGGCCCUGUCCUCCUACGUGCGGGCCUGCGCCGCCCGGGGAGUGCUGCUCGUCGGCUGGCGGGACGGCGUGUGCAACAAGUACAUGAGCAGCUGCCCCAAGACCCAGAGCUACGCCUAUGUGGUGGACAGCUGCCAGCCCACCUGCCGCUCCCUAAGCCAGGCCGAUGUCACCUGCGACGUGGCCUUUGUGCCCGUGGACGGCUGCACCUGCCCCUCGGGCACCUUCCUGGACGACACCGGUGGCUGCGUGCCUGCCGAGGCCUGCCCCUGCUACUCGCAUGGCUCUGUGCUGGCUCCAGGGGAGGUCCUGCACGACAACGGCGUGGUGUGUUCAUGUGUGAGCGGGAAGCUGAGCUGCCUGGGAGCCAUGGAGCAGAGCACAGGGUGCGUGGCCCCCAUGCUGUUCCUGGACUGUAGCAACGCCUCCGCGGACACGCCCGGGGCCGAGUGUGUGCGGAGCUGCCACGUGCUGGAUGUGGACUGUUUCAGCACGCGCUGCGUGUCGGGCUGCGUCUGCCCCGCGGGGCUGUUGGCCGAUGGGAGCGGGGGCUGUGUGGCCGAGGAGGACUGCCCCUGCCUGCACAACGAGGCCGCCUACAAGCCUGGGGAGACCAUCAGGGUCGACUGUAACACCUGCACCUGCAGGGGCCGCAGGUGGGAGUGCAGCCGCCGGCCCUGCCUGGGCACCUGCGUGGCCUACGGGGACGGCCACUUCAUCACCUUUGAUGGCGAGCGCUACAGCUUUGAGGGGAGCUGUGAGUACACGCUGGCCCAGGACUACUGUGCGGGCAACGACGCCAGCAACGGGAGCUUCCGCAUCGUCACCGAGAACGUCCCCUGCGGGACCACAGGCGUCACCUGCUCCAAGGCCAUCAAGAUCUUCCUGGAGAACUAUGAGCUGAUCCUCCACGAGGGUUCCUACAAGGUGGUGCAGAGGGGGCCAGGCGGAGACCUGCCCUACAAGAUCCGUUACAUGGGCAUCUACCUGGCCGUCGAGACCCGCAGUGGCGUGGUCGUGUCCUGGGACCGGAGGACCAGCGUGUUUAUUCGGCUGCACCAGGAGUACAAGGGGAGGGUCUGCGGGCUGUGCGGGAACUUUGACGACAACGCCCUCAACGACUUCACCACGCGGAGCCAGUCCGUGGUGGGCGACGUGCUGGAGUUCGGCAACAGCUGGAAAUUCUCCCCGUCCUGCCCGGACGCCCAGGCCCCCAGGGACCCCUGCACCGCCAACCCGUACCGCAAGUCCUGGGCCCAGAAGCAGUGCAGCAUCAUCAACAGCGCCACCUUCAGCGCCUGCCAUUCUCAGGUCGACUCCACCAGGUACUACGAGGCCUGCGUGAGCGACGCGUGCGCCUGCGACUCGGGGGGCGGCUGCGAGUGUCUCUGCACGGCCGUGGCCGCCUACGCCCAGGCCUGCCGCGACGCGGGCGUGUGCGUGUCCUGGCGGACCCCGGACAUCUGCCCCCUGUUCUGCGACUACUACAACCCCCAAGGGGAGUGCGAGUGGCACUACCAGCCCUGCGGGGCCCCCUGCCUGAGGACCUGCCGGAAUCCCCGCGGGCACUGCCUGAUGGACCUGCCAGGCCUGGAAGGUUGCUACCCAAAGUGCCCACCCAGCAAGCCGUUCUUCAAUGAGGACCAGAUGAAGUGCGUGGCCCAGUGUGAGGGCUGCUACGACGAGGAUGGAAACUACUAUGAUGCCGGCACCACGGUCCCCACGGCGGAGAACUGCCGGAGCUGCGACUGCACCUCCAGAGGCCUCCAGUGCACAUACAGCCCCGCGGCCUGUACGUGCACCUACGAGGGCAGAACCUAUGCCUACGGAGACGUCAUCUACAACACGACCGAUGGGCUGGGCGCCUGCCUGAUUGCCAUCUGCAGAGACAAUGGAACCAUCGUCCGAAAGGCCGAGGAGUGUCCCGGAACCACGCCCACAAUGCCUUUCACCUUCACCAGCACUGCGGCUCCGCCCUCCACCACGGGCUCGGUCCCCACACCCUCCACCGUGUGCGUGCGGGAGCAUUGCCGCUGGUCCGACUGGUACGACAGUGGACAUCCAGAGCCGGGCAUGGAAGGGGGCGACUUCGAGACAUUCGAGAACCUGAGGCAGAGGGGCUACCAGUUCUGCCCGGCCCCAGCGCAUGUCGAGUGCCGGGCCCAGCAGUUCCCGGAUAUGCCUUUGGAGAAGCUGGGUCAGAAGGUGGAGUGUGGCCAGGCCCGGGGGCUGACCUGCCUCAACAGUGAGCAGAACCCCCCGCUCUGCCACAACUACGAGCUGAGGGUCCUCUGCUGCGACUACGUGCCCUGCAGCACCAGCCUGGCCCCGGGCACCAGCCAGCGGCCAUCCUCCCAGCCCCUGCCCACCUCCACCCAGACCACACCCACCAGAGGAACCUCCCUCCUGUCCACGGUGGCCUCCACCUCACAGACCCCAACCACCAAGUCCGCCUCAACUGUGACCCAAGUGGGCAGCAACUCUGUGGUCCUGGCCACCACCACCUGUGAGCCCCGCUGCCAGUGGACAGAGUGGUUUGACGAGGACUACCCCAAGUCCGAAAAGGCCGGAGGGGACGUCGAGUCCUACGACAAGAUCAGGCGUGCGGGAGGGGCCGUGUGCGAGCAGCCCCAGGGCAUAGAGUGCCAGGCCGAAAACUUCCCCAACGUGAGGCUGGAGGAGCUGAAUCAGCGCGUGCACUGUGACGUCAGCUUCGGCCUGGUCUGCAGGAACGACGAGCAGGUGGGCCUGUUCAAGAUGUGCUACAACUACAAAAUCCGCGUGCUGUGCUGUGGGUACAGCCACUCUCCCACUGCCAUCACAUCCCCUGCCACAGCCACCACUGCCACAGCCCCCACGGCCACCACCUCCACUGCCACAGCCCCCACUGUGGCCACCUCUACAGCCACCACUGCUCCCACGACCACCACCUCCACUGCCACAGCCCCCACGACCACCACCUCCACGGGCCCACUGUCCACCUCACACCCUGAGACCAGCACGUCGGGAAUCCCGGUGCCGACAGCCACCACCACCUGUGAGCCCCGCUGCCAGUGGACAGAGUGGUUUGACGAGGACUACCCCAAGUCCGAAGAGGCCGGAGGGGACGUCGAGUCCUACGACAAGAUCAGGCGUGCGGGAGGGGCCGUGUGCAAGCAGCCCCAGGGCAUAGAGUGCCAGGCCGAAAACUUCCCCAACGUGAGGCUGGAGGAGCUGAAUCAGCGCGUGCACUGUGACGUCAGCUUCGGCCUGGUCUGCAGGAACGACGAGCAGGUGGGCCUGUUCAAGAUGUGCUACAACUACAAAAUCCGCGUGCUGUGCUGUGGGUACAGCCACUGCGGGGAGCCCAAGCCCCCCACCACUGCCACCGCAUCCACUGCCACAGCCCCCACGGCCACCACGUCCACUGCCACAGCCCCCACUGCCGCCACCUCCACUGCCACAGCCACCAUGGCCACCACCUCCACUGCCACAGCCCCCACUGCCACAGCCCCCACGGCCACAGCCCCCACGGCCACCACCUCCACUGCCACAGCCACCAUGGCCACCACCUCCACUGCCACAGCCCCCACUGCCAUCACAUCCACUGCCACAGCCACCACUGCCACAGCCCCCACGGCCACCACCUCCACUGCCACAGCCCCCACGGCCACCACCUCCACUGCCACAGCCCCCACUGCCGCCACCUCUACAGCUCCCACUGCCACCGCAACCACUGCCACAGCCCCCACUGCCACAGCCACCACUGCCACCACCUCCACAGCCCCCACGACCACCACCUCCACUGCCACAACUCCCACUGCCGCCACCUCCACUGCCACAGGCCCCACUGCCAUCACAUCCACUGCCACAGCCCCCACUCCCACCUCUACAGCUCCCACUGCCACAGCCCCCACUUCCACUGCAUCCACUGCUACAGUCACCACUGUGGCCACCUCUACAGCUCCCACUGCCACCACAUCCACUGCCACAGCCCCCAUUGGCACGACCUCCACUGCCACAGCCCCCACUGUGGCCACCUCUACAGCCCCCACUGCCACCACCUCCACUGCCACAGCCCCCAGUGCCACCACCUCCACUGCCACAGCCCCCAUUGGCCACCUCCACUGCCACAGCCACCACUGUGGCCACCUCUACAGCUCCCACUGCCACCACAACCACUGCCACAGCCACCACUGCCACAGCCACCACUGCCACCACCUCCACAGCCCCCACGACCACCACCUCCACUGCCACAACUCCCACUGCCGCCACCUCCACUGCCACAGGCCCCACUGCCAUCACAUCCACUGCCACAGCCCCCACUCCCACCUCUACAGCUCCCACUGCCACAGCCCCCACUGCCACUGCAUCCACUGCUACAGUCACCACUGUGGCCACCUCUACAGCUCCCACUGCCACCACAUCCACUGCCACAGCCCCCAUUGCCACCACUGUGGCCACCUCUACAGCCCCCACUGCCACCGCAUCCACUGCCACAGCCCCCACGGCCACCACCUCUACAGCCACCACUGCCACAGCCCCCACGGCCACCACCUCCACUGCCACAGCCACCACUGUGGCCACCUCUACAGCCCCCACUGCCACUGCAUCCACUGCCACAGCCACCACUGCGGCCACCUCUACAGCCACCACUGCCACUGCCGCCACCUCUACAGCCCCCACUGCCACUACCUCCACUGCCACAGCCACCACUGUGGCCACCUCUACAGCUCCCACUGCCACCGCAACCACUGCCACCGCCCCCACUGCCACAGCCACCACUGUGGCCACCUCUACAGCUCCCACUGCCACCACAUCCACUGCCACAGCCCCCACUGCCACAGCCACCACUUCCCCACGGCCAGCACCUCCACUGCCACAGCCACCACUGCGGCCACCUCUACAGCCCCCACUGCCACUGCAUCCACUGCCAUAGCCCCCAGUGCCACCUCUACAGCUCCCACUGCCACCACCUCCACUGCCACAGCCCCCACUGUGGCCACCGCUACAGUCACCACUGCAGCCACCUCCACUGCUGCCACUGCCACAGUGGCCACCUCUGCUGCCACAGCCCCCACGGCCCCCACGGCCUCCAGCACCACCACCACUGUGACACCAGCCACGCCGCACACCACGUGGCUGGGGAGCACAGGGGCGACCACGUCCCCCGCCAGCAGUGCCACACCAGCACGUUCCCUUUCCACGGGGCUGACAGUCCGAGUGACAUCCUCGAGGCCCAGCCACACAGGCACGCUCCCAACAUCUGCCACGUCGGUCCUCCCGACUCACACAGCCUCAAGGGGGCCCACCCUGAUGUCGGUGACGACGCAGACCUCCACGUCUCAGCUGCUGACGGGAACAGCAACGGGCACAACGGGCACCACCUCCACGGGCCCGCUGUCCACCUCACACCCUGAGACCAGCACGUUGGGAAUCCUGGUGUCGACGGGCACCACUGGGGCCACCACCAGCACAACCAGUUGUCAACCCAAGUGCCAAUGGACAGAGUGGUUUGAUGUGGACUCCCCCACCUCGGGGGUCAGGGGCGGAGACAUGGAGACCUAUGACGACAUCCGGGCUGCAGGUGGCAAGGUGUGCCAGCAGCCGCAGAAGAUCGAGUGCCGGGCAGAGAGCUUCCCCGAGGUGAGCAUUGAGCAGAUCGGGCAGGAGCUCAGCUGCAGCCUGGAGGUCGGGCUGGUCUGCAGGAACGACGACCAGAAGGGGAAGUUCACCACGUGCUUCAACUACAACAUCCGUGUGUACUGCUGCGAUGAUGUCCGGCACUGCCCCACCACGGCUACCCCCCACCUCACCUCCACCACACUGCCCGCCACCAGCAGCUCCACAGCCACGGUGCCAUGGCCCUCGACCUCUGCCGUGACCCAGACGGGGGCCCCCACCACGGCCCCUCCAGCUACACACGUGAACAAGACCACCUUCGGGACCACCUUGCUGCCCACCCCCGUGACGCCCAACACCCGCUCCCUGCACCCCACGGCCUCCCCUCAGGUCACAGAGCUCCCCACCAGGCCCUCCGAGACCACACCCGGACCCCCCAUCACCACACCCAGCACAGGCCAGGCCACCUCCACCCGUGUGACAGGUCCCUCCUCCACGGGGACCACGCAGAGUGUCUCCACCCCCACCCGUGUGACAGGUCCCUCCUCCACGGGGACCACGCAGAGUGUCUCCACCCCCACCCGUGUGACAGGUCCCUCCUCCACGGGGACCACCGAGGGGGUCUCCACCCCCACCACUCUGACGGGUCCCUCCUCCACGGGGACCACCCAGGGGGUCUCCACCUCAACCCGUGUGACAGGUCCCUCCUACUCUGGAACCACCCAGGGGGUCUCCACCCCCACCCGUGUGACAGGUCCCUUCUCCCCUGGGACCACCGAGAGCGUCUCCACCCCUAGUCCCUCUGCCUUCCCGGGGUCCCCACCCACGACCACCAAGCCAGGCUUGCCCAGUGUCUCUCCUACAGGUCCCCUUUUGACUUCGCCCAUAUCGACCGCCCCCGGGUCCCCACCCACCACCCCUUCCUGGUCUGGGGUGGCCUCUGGCAGCCCGGGGGCCUUCCCCACCUCCACCGCCUCUCCCAGCCCCACCACAGCCUGCCUUUGCCAUGCCUUCGGAAAGCUCUUCCUACCAGGGGACGUCAUCUACAACAAGACCGACGGAGCAGGCUGCCUCUUCUUAGCCAUCUGCAACCAGCGCUGCGACAUCGACCGCUUCCAGGGCCCCUGCCCCACCUUCUCACCCUCGGGGACCUCGGCCUCUGUUCCCCCAACCACCCCAGUUCCCGGCUGCAAUCACACCAUCCCUCCCCGACAGGUGAAUGAGUCCUGGACCCUGGAGGACUGCACGGUGGCUCGGUGUGAGGGCGACAACCGUAUCGUCCUGCUGGGGCCAAAGCCGAUGGGCAACGUCGUCUGCGUGAACGGGCACCUGCCCGUGCGAGUGCAGAGCGGGGAUGGGCCCUGUGACUACAGCUACGAGUGCGAGUGCUCCUGCAGCGGCUGGGGGGACACCCACUACGAGACCUUCGACGGCACCUCCUACUCCUUCCUGGACGAUUGCACCCACGUCCUCAUGCGGGAGAUCCAGCCGCGCCACGGGAACCUCAGCAUCCUCCUACACAACCACUACUGUGAGGCCGCCGCCAGCUGCCCCCGCGCCCUCAGCGUCCACUAUGAGUCCAUGGACAUCGUCCUCACCACCACCCCUGGCGCCGACGGGCAGGAGGAAAGCCUGAUCCUGUUUGGCCAAAUGCCGGUGAGGUCGAGCUUCAGCAAGAACGGCCUGACCGCGACAGCGACGGGGGCCACCGAGAUGAGCAUCGAGAUUCCUGCCGUCGGCGUGAGCGUCAUCUUCAACGGGCGGGUCUUCCAGGCCCGGCUGUCCUACAGCCGCUUCAGCUACAACACCGAGGGCCAGUGUGGCACCUGCACCAACAGCCGCAGGGAUGACUGUCGCCGGCCCGAUGGCACCAUGGCCCCCACCUGCCAGGACAUGGCCCGGUCCUGGCUGGUCGCCAACAGCAGCGAGGAGGGCUGCUGGGCACCGACCGGGCUGCCCCCGACCACCAGCCCCCCCUUGCCGGCACCCAGCACACCCACCUCCACUCCGUGUCCCCCGGAACCCCUCUGCGAGCUGAUGCUGAGCCCGGUGUUCGCCGGGUGCCACGGCCUCAUCCCGCCCGGCCCGUUCUUCAGCACCUGUGUCAGCGACAGCUGCAGGCCCGACCGCCCUGACAGCCCUGAAGCGCUCUGCCAGAGCCUGGAGGCCUACUCUGCGCUCUGCCGCGCCUGGGGCGUGUGCCCCGACUGGCGCAACGCCACCAGCGGGCUGUGCGACCUCACCUGCCCGCCCACCAAGGUGUAUAAGCCGUGUGGCCCCGUGCAGCCCAAGUCCUGUGACUCCAGGAGCCAGAGCCCGGCGAGCAGGGGGCUGGCGGAGGGUUGCUUCUGUCCUGACGGCCACAUCCUGUUCAACUCCCACACGGACGUCUGCGUGCCCGAGUGCCCCUGCGUGGGACCAGAUGGGUUUCCCAAAUUCCCCGGAGAGCGGUGGGUCAGCAACUGUCAGUCCUGCGUGUGUGAUGAAGACUCCGUGUCGGUGCAGUGCGCCCCCGUGCAGUGCGAGGCCCAGGGCCAGCCACAGGAAUGCGGCCGGGCCGGCUUCGUGGCCCAGACCAGGCCCCUGGCCGACAACCCUUGCUGCAUGGAAACUCUGUGUGUCUGCAACAGAAGCACGUGCCCCCAGAGCCCACCCAAGUGUAGGCCGGGAGAGGAGCUGGCCUGCACCCAGGCGGAGGACAGCUGCUGCCCCACCUUCAGCUGCCGGCCUCAGCUGUGCACCUACAACGGCACCGUCUAUGGGGUCGGUGCAACCUUCCCAGCGGUCAUUCCCUGCCACACGUGCACCUGCCUGUCCGUGGACACCCAUGACCCGACCGUGCUGUGUGAGGAGGAUGCCUGCGACACCACUUGUCCCCAGGGCUUCCAGUACUCGAGGGUGGCCGGGCAGUGCUGCGGGGAGUGCGUGCAGACGGCUUGCCUCACGUCCGACGGCUGGCUGGUCCAGCCCAAUGAGACCUGGGUCAACAGCCUCGUGGACAACUGCACGUUGUACCACUGCCAGGCUGAGAACGGGCCCCCUAUGCUGACCCCGACGCCCGUCGCGUGCCCGGACGUGUCCAGCUGCAGGGGCAUCCUCAGGAAAAUCGGCUGCUGCUACUCCUGUGAGGAAGUGGACUCCUGCCAGGUUCGCGCCAGCAUGACGGUCCUGCGACACCAGGGCUGCGCCACCCAGGCCGCCGUCAGCGUCCCCUUCUGCGAGGGCUUCUGCCCAGGAGCGGCCCGGUACUCCAUGGGGGCCCGGGCCACACAGUGCCCGUGCAUCUGCUGCAAGAAGACCAGGGCCCACCAGGAGGUGGUAACCAUGCAGUGUCCCAACGGGACGGCCUUCCAGCACACCUACACCCACGUGGACGAGUGCAGCUGUGGCCCAUCUUGCGUCUCCUCGGCCCAGGCUCCCGAGGACAGCACCCCCAACUUCCCGACCUAUGGGUCCACCAUUGUCUGACGCAUUCUGCCCCCCCUCCGCCCGCCCCACCUGCCCCACCUGGAGCCAGAACACGCACCACCCAACCACGGAAACCGCGGGAGCCCACGCACACCUUCCGUGGAUACCACUGCCCCCGCCCACUUUACACCUGCCCCAGGUGAAACCCAGGCCCUGGCGGGUGACAGCGUAGUGAGGGUCGGCUUGAGGAGGACCCCAGGCUGGGGGGACCUGCCCUCAGAGCCCCUCCUGCCUGCUUUGGCCACCUGCCUGGCCUCCGGGCCCUGACCUUCAUCUGAAACACAAGCACCCGCUCCACCCAGGCUCACCCCCGUCCUGGUGUCAGAGGGAUGCCCGGAGAAAACUGCACACCCACUGCCGUGCUGCUCCCACGGCGGGCCUGUGUGCCCCCCACUGCCCCUCGAAGCCCCACGGUGCACAGGUGCCCGCUGGCUACACCUCUUGCAGCUGAGCGCAGACUGAGGCCUGUCCGGGCAAGGCCGGCUACCUGCCCACGUCCGGACCCCGGCCUGAGGCUCCGAGGGCCAAGGGACGGGCCCCGGCGGGGUCGGCACCCCACAGCACCCGCUCUGCUCACCCAGCCCCCGUCUCUGAAAAUAAACAGCGAGCAUCACAUACGUUUCCUGGUCCUGGCGGAUGUCCCCUCCACGUGUGGGCCGGGCUGUCCAGAGGCACACCCCUGCUGGACCUCCGGGAGGGACAGGCGGGGCAGGAGGCAAGAGGCCCCCAGGGUCAGUCUUGGGCUGCGGGAGUACUGGCCAGAGUCAGGGGUCAUCCGAAGGUUCAAACACACGGGUUUUAUAAGGAGGUUGGUUCACAGCUGCACAAAGACCAGACGAGCCAACGGGGGAGGCCCACGGGGGAUGCAGAGGGCAUCUGUGGGAAGCGCUCCCUGCGCUCUGCGGGGCAUCUCCUUCAGGCACUUGUCACACGUCAACUUGCUGUGUAUCUGACCUUCGCUUCUCUCUCCACCGAGGGCAGGGAUUGCUGCCUUUCUCUUCUGCUGCCCCAUCCAGAGUGGAGAACACUGCCAGCACAGGAAUGGGGUGGGACGAGCUGGGGGCAAGGCUGGGGUGGUGCCCCAGCUUGAGUGUCCACAUGGGCAGGGGCAGCUACGAGAGGGUGGGGCUUCCACCGGGGAGGCAAAGGCGGUGCUGGCCGGGGCCAAGGAAGCCUGGCGAGCAUGUGCGGGGCGGGGGGCUUCUGGGGCCUCCUGCAUCACGUGACCUGCCUCUGCGCUCUGUGUGCGCCUGCCCACCCAGGGAACGGCAGCCACAGUGAGUUACAUUGUCCCCCAUGGGCUGCGGUCCUCAGCUCCCAGGGAAGGCGGGGCCUGUGGUCUCUUUAGUGGCCUUUCCUGCUCACGUCACCGAGGUCUGGUCAGGGCAGGCCACCCUGGGACUGGGCCGGAGCUGGUCCAGGAGGGCUGACGAGGUUACAGUUGCCCCCCUCGGUCACCCCUGGAGUCAACUGUAAGCUUGCCGUCUCACAGUCUGAUUUCCUGGGGCGGCGGCGGGGGGGGGGGGCUGUGGCCGAGUCAUGCCCCAGCCGUGUCUUCGUUAACCCACGUGUAAAACACAGCAUUUCCUAAACGUCAGUCAUUCUCAGGGCACGACUGCUUCCUUAAACCCACGCACCUCUUACAAAACUAAGCGUUUCCAAGGCACCUGUGAAAUGAGUGUCCAUCUCCACAGACCAGAGCUCACGUGUGUGAAGUGUUUUCACCCGUCACAGACUAGAGCUCACUUUGGAGACCAGUGUCCAGAUGUGCUCUCUGCAGGCUCUCUCUCUGCCUGGUGUGGAAUUAAUUAAGGAAACUGAGCUAAAGUUGGAGUCGGGACAGGCCUGCAGGGGAAGCUCUCAUGCCCUCAGCGCAUCAUCAACUACCCCAAACAGGAAGAGACGACCCCCGGCACGACCCUGACAGGAAGGCAUCUCUACGGACCACCCAGCCGUCCAGAGGAAGGAAGGAAACUUCUCUCCUCCCACGGCAGCCCAGCCAAUCAGAGACUGCAGCGGCCCAGCCCAUGGGAAGCCUCCUUGCUCCGGACCCCCAGCUCCUCCAAUGGGCUCUGGAUAUCACAGCCCCUCCCAGCUCCCUUUUUCCCCUA